Molecule: messenger RNA, 4435 nt
Organism: Coregonus clupeaformis (lake whitefish)
Lineage: Eukaryota; Metazoa; Chordata; Actinopteri; Salmoniformes; Salmonidae
Product: cyclic AMP-dependent transcription factor ATF-6 beta-like
Exons: 16
Coding region: 233-2470 (745 amino acids)
Biological process (GO): regulation of transcription by RNA polymerase II; endoplasmic reticulum unfolded protein response
Cellular component (GO): nucleus
Molecular function (GO): DNA-binding transcription factor activity, RNA polymerase II-specific; RNA polymerase II cis-regulatory region sequence-specific DNA binding
Source: RefSeq, a predicted model, not a curated record
UUGUCUGGAUGUCAUCAAAUGCGAGAUGGUGCUGUGCCUGUGGAUCGAGUGGAUAUUAUGAAAAAAAUCUAAUGUUUCGCGUAAGAAAUUAUAGUUUUAUUUUGUACAUCGAUGGACUUAAUCGCCAACUGAGCAUCAUUCGCUGUAAAAUCGAUUUCGCGGAUUUAUCUUUUUUGAUAUAAUUUAUCAGUGAUUAUCUACACCCCCUCUAAUUAACAAACGCCUUGUGGCUAUGACUACGGAUUUACUAUCUGAUUUGGAUAGUCGUUUCUUCGCUGAUAACCUCCUGACAAGCGAAGAUUGGGAUGCCUGUCUGUACCAGUGUGAGAGCAUGGAGGAGGGAGAGGACGGGGAGUACACGAGAGGACCGAAAUAUGAAACAUCGUUUGACAACGAUCUCGUGCUGACCCUUGAUCCCGACAAUCCCACAUCGCCAUGGAGACACCUGGACGACAACCUUCUCACAGGGGACAGUCCCGUAUUGAAAGAUGAAAUGACAAUAACACAGCCUUUGCCAGUGGACAUGUUGUUCCGGGUAAAGGCUGAGCCUCCCUCCCCUGCCUCCUCGCUAGCCUCAGACUGCUCCCUGACGUCACUUCCAGACUCACAGAUCACAGUGAAAGGGGAGAACCCGCCCACACCUCCUUACAUGUUUGGAGAUGUGCUGGCACCACCACUUGGCACAUGUGAAGUCACGGUGGCCUCCGCACAACUGGCCCAACCACAGUCCAAACUGCCCCCACAGCCACAGCAACACCAAACAGCAGCCAAUGGCAUCGACACACAGCCACAGGCCACAGUCCACCCCACUGCGGCCACGAUUAAAGCCAGUACCAUCCUGAGCAGUAAGCCUCUCAUCCAGCCCAGGCCUGUGUGUGUAGCAGCUCUCCCCGUCCCCCAGGCUCCUAGUCCAGCCAAGGCCCUCAUACUGCACAGCCUGCCUAGCAUGGACCAGAGCAGGCCUGUGGUGCUUUCCCAGUCCGUCUGUCUGGGGUCCGCUCCAGCCAUCGUCAAAAUGGAGCCCGUCUCCCCCACAAUGCCUCACUGCCAUAGCCCCACGGCCCCCUUCCCCAGCAAACCCAUAGUCCCAGCGUCCUCUCUGCCAGGGAGCAACUGCAACGGCAUCGAUGUGAGUGUCUGUCAGUCACAUGUCAGUCAGUCAGUGAGUAGGUCUCUCUCAAUUUCUUCUUCAACCGUUGCGUUACCUCAGGCUUCACUGUUAGAUCAUACACCCAUUAACUUUCAUGCAUUCUCUCCUCCGGCCGCGUCUCAGAUGAAGGUGAUGAAGAGGCAGCAGCGGAUGAUCAAGAACCGGGAGUCGGCGUGCCAGUCACGCAAGAAGAAGAAGGAGUACCUGCAGAACCUGGAGGGCCAGCUGAGGGAGGUGCAGCAGGAGAACGAGCGCCUCCGCAGGGAGAACCAGGCCCUGAGGGAGAGGCUUGCCGGGAAAGAGGGCAGUGACUCUGGUAACAACAAGAGGGCCGUCUGCGUCAUGGCAGUGCUACUAUUCAUGACUUUCAGUUUCGGCCCCGUCAGUAUCACAGACAGGAAGCUGGAGACGGGGUUACAGGAAGAGGUGGUCCCUCACACAGGAAGACAUCUCCUGGAGUUUGAGACGGCUCAGGAACACAGCAGAGUGGAGGAAAGGAUAGAGCCCGAGGAGGAGGGAGGAGAGGAUAGGUGGAAGGGAAGAGAGGUGGAGAGGGAAUCCACUGAUUCAUACCAGUUUAGAAACCUGAGUGAUGUGUUCAGCGAUGUGAAGGACCUGGUCCUGCAGGACCUUGACCGCUAUUUCACCUCUAAUGACUGCAGGCAGUUCAACCGCUCCGAGUCCCUCAGGCUGGCGGAUGAGCUGAGAGGAUGGGUUCACAGGCACCAGAUCGACAGGAAGAAGUCUGGAGGGAAGCCAAAGAUAGUGAAAAAAGCUAAAAUAGCACAGAAAGCACAGCUAAGGAAGACAAACUUCUCAAGAUAUCUUCCCAUUCAGACCCAUCGUUCCAUUGAAAGUCAGAUACAAGUGUUCCCUGCUGGUCCAGAGAUCAGCUACAGUGACUUCAUGGACGCUAUCGACCGGCGUGAGGACACCUUCUACGUGGUCUCCUUCAGACGGGAUCACCUGCUGUUGCCAGCCAUCAGCCACAAUAAGACCACACGACCCAAAAUGUCUCUGGUGAUGCCAGCUAUGUCUGUCAACGAGAGUUUAUAUAACAAAUCCCAGGGGUACGAGAUGAUGAUGCAGGUGGAUUGUGAGGUCAUGGACACCCGGAUCAUCCCCAUCAAAGCUUCCGCUGUUCCCCCGUCCCUCCGCGACCCCCCUCCCGCUCCCCCCGCCCACCAUCACCACAGCAACCACACCUCCCUCCGAGGCCGCCACCAUCCCCACACCGGCGGAGCGGCGUCUCCACGGCAACCCUUACCUGCCAGAAGACAGGAGGCUGAGUAUUACAUCAGCCAGGGGGGCGGGGUUUGAGGUUAGUGAAGGUGAACAAAUGAGAGUGGGAUGAAAGGAGAAAGGAAAGGAAGUGGAAAACAGGAAGGAGAGGGUAAUGGGAGAUUGAAUAGGUGAAGUGAGAUGGAGAGGAGGACUUGAUAAGGGAGAGUGGAAAGGUUGUUGGAGGCAAAUCUGUCAGGGAAUUAUGGAGGCCAUCUGUACUAAUUGAAACAAAUGGUUAACAAUACGGUGCCACAAUGUUGAAACGUUGUCCCAGCAACUCAAAGCAAAUGUGUUUAUUCUACUGAAGAUUCAAUAUUUGAAUCAAUAUACUAAUAGACCAAUGAGUAAAACCCACUCCGCAAAGCUGAUCUGUUUAAUAUAAAAAAAGUCAAAUAAAAUUGAAGUUCAAUUUUUCUUUAGCAAACCUAAAAGACGUGACACCCUCUUUUUUUAAAACAUUCUAGAAUUAAAAGGUUUACCAAUGGUUCCUAACUAAAUAAUUUCUUAAUAUAUACUUUUUUUAAACCUGCCCAAACAUAGACCUAGCAGUUCACUGCACUUCGACAUAGCGCAGAAUGAAUCACCGAAAUAUAUGCAGCUAAUGGUAGUGGACUGCUCAUGGUUUCAUUUGAGGACAAUUUUUUGUAGCGGUUCCAUUUUGUAUAUUUGUGUUUAUUGCUCUCCAUUGAAAUUCCAUUCAGAGGGCUCCUGCAGAAAAUGCAGGUCAGAUGCUAGUCGUCAGCUUAGAUUUGUUUUUUGUUUGUUUCUUUUUUAUGUAAAAUGUGUUUGGAUUUGUAUGAGGAUUUAUUUAACUUGUGAUUAUUGGUUGUAAAUAUCAAUGGUAGCUGUUGUGAUAUUGUUAUUUUCAAACCUAUAUUUUGCUCUGUCCUCUAAACUACUUCUUCUUAUGGGCACAAACCUGCUGUUCCUAUACUCCAGAAGUGAGCACAUUAAUAAGUACAUGGACAGGCCUAAAUAUAUUUGCAUUGAACGCAGAAGACCACCUUGAUCAUACAGUGUGUUGUGUAUUUGUAUAUACUUGUAAUUUUCUAGCACUUGCACAAAUCUUGCAGCAUCGAGCUUGAUCCACUGUAUCUCCAUGUAAUUAUGGAGAAUAGCAACAGAUUUGGUAGUACAGAAAAAAAUCUAGGAUGUAUUAACAUCUGAAUACAUUCUCAAUGUCAUCAGCAAUAUGGUGAUGUUAAAUUACUGACACCUUAUCCAGAAUCAUCCAGGUACUCUGAAAUUAUAGAAUUGAUUGUGUUUCUUAUACACAUAUGUGAAGUAAAUCCAGUAAGCAUUGUUUUCAGUUUGUUUUUGUUUUUUACCCCCCAAAUGCAGUCAGUCUUCUGACCAAAACUGGUUUCUGAGUCUACAAUGAGAUGUGAAGUCAUUUUCAUUAGUUGCAAACUCUCUGUGAACUCGUCUUGCUCUGACUGAAGCACUGCACACACUUCUUCAGCAAGUGUAUAUGUUUGAGAUAAUAAUGCCAUUCUCACGGGAAUACCACCCAUUGUUUUUCAUUUUUAUAUAAAAAGUAUAAUAAUUCUUAUCAAAAGAAAUGAAAUAUUUAAAAAGUUUGAUAUGAAGCUGUACAAGUUUUGUUAGGGGUGUUGAGAGGUCUCUUUUUAGUUUGAUUUCAGAACCCACUUUGGCCAAUGGGAAUACAGGAACACAAUGCUACUAGUGAUAUAUAGUGAGGUGUCGGAUCCAAUACAUUUACAUGUCAAUUCACUCCCACACAAACACACUCACCACACACAUGCACAUUAUAUGUACACACACACACGGCAAAACUUUAAGCAUGAAAAUCUGUGGUUAUAAUGGUAGCAAUGUACAUUAUAUGGUCAAUGCCUCCUGUCUUUUUUCUUAUUUAAAUGAAUUUUCAUAACUUUUUUUUUUUAAUUCUCUUUCCCUGAUUAUACGAGAAGUUUGAACUGCUGCCUUUUUGUUUGUAGAAAACGAACAUUGAAUUUGAUAAAUAAAGCGAUUUUUAAAGUA